AUGAUCUCCAGAGACAUUGGUCGUCUGACGGUGUUGUCAGCAUUUGUAGCACUGUGUGUUAUUGUGCUGUUUCCUGUAGACGCAGACGCAGGAUAUGGAAGCAAGGUAUCCAAAACCCGAGGAGGGGGACUAAAACAAAGGGUACCUGUAAAGGACUAUCUUCUUCGUGGAUAUCCAUUCGGAAAAAAGAGAGGUUUUGGAAGAUACCGAGGGUUGAAGAAAUACCGUGGACGUGGCAGGGGAAAAUACAGGGGAAUUAAAGGAUAUCGUGGGCGUGGCAAGGGAAAAUAUAGGGGUGUCAGGAAAUAUCGUGGGCGUGGCAAAGGAAAAUACAGAGGCCUCAAGAAAUACCGUGGUCGUGGAAAGGGAAAAUACAGGGGCACCAGAAAAUACCGUGGUCGUGGCAAGGGGAAAUAUAGAGGGCUCAGAAAAUAUCGUGGGCGUGGCAAAGGAAGAUAUAGAGGAGGAAAGAAAUAUCGUGGGCGUGGUAAAGGAAGAUACAGGGGUCUCAAAAAGUACCGCAGCAAAGGAUACGGACGAAAGUACAAGGGUCCGAGAAAAUACUUUGGAAGCCGGAAGUAUAGAGGAAAGGGAAAAUAUGUAAAGAAAAACAAGGAAUGCUGA
This is a messenger RNA of Ostrea edulis (European flat oyster), 624 nucleotides long. RefSeq names its product ATP-dependent RNA helicase A-like. Lineage: Eukaryota; Metazoa; Mollusca; Bivalvia; Ostreida; Ostreidae. The record is from RefSeq and is a predicted model, not a curated record. The transcript has 3 exons. Bases 1 to 624 code for a protein of 207 amino acids.